Molecule: messenger RNA, 2587 nt
Organism: Cyprinodon variegatus (sheepshead minnow)
Lineage: Eukaryota; Metazoa; Chordata; Actinopteri; Cyprinodontiformes; Cyprinodontidae
Gene: ccdc142
Product: coiled-coil domain containing 142
Exons: 13
Coding region: 252-2549 (765 amino acids)
Source: RefSeq, a predicted model, not a curated record
GCUCAUGGCCAAUCAGCUCCCUGCUUGGACGGAUUUUCUUCGGAGAUGAAUGUUUACAGUUUCCACGGUAAUCAGGGGAUGAAAGCGCUUCCUGUCGAUCAAAGAUGGCGGUGAUGAGCCGCUGCUAACAUGCUAGGCUAACAGCUAGCUGGAAUCACAGCGGCUGAAGAGGCUGAAGGCAUGGAUUGAACAGAAAGUGGUUCGCUGGAUCCGCUGCGUCUGUGGUUGCCCUGGAAACGGAGCCAUGAGUGAUGAGGAGGCCCAUCGAGAGGAGAAACCUUUUGUGCGUGGUGACGGACAGCCAGAGCCCAAACGGUAACUGGCCACAGACGUCCAUCUCUGGGUCUCUGUUCCACGUGUCCAGUCAAGAUGAAGAGGAGGAGGACCUUGUUUUGGACCACAACCAUGUGUCCCGGUCCUCUGAACAGCUUCUGACUAUGGUGUCCCAGCGGUACCCGGUGGGAUCUCUGCCGGAGCAGUAUCCGGCCCUGUGGAGGCUCAUGGAGCAGCGGUCUCUGCUGCUCUUCAUCCAUGAAUUCACCAGGAGGGUUCGCCUUUCAGCAGCUUUCAUAUCCAGACUGAUCCACUUGCUGCAGGAGCUUCCUUUAAAUCAGGUCCCGUCCAGCUCGCCUUCAUCCAGAACCUGCCUGGUCUCUCUAAUCCAGGAGUUCCGCCUCCAUCUGACCCACUGGACUUGCCUCUACAGUGGAGUGGGUUCUGACCCGUGCCUGAGGCGGGCCCUGCUCCCUCAGACUAGAAUGCUAGAGGAAAUGAAGCGGACUCUGGACAUGCAGGCCUCAAAGCUCCUGGUCUUAAUGGAUCAGUAUGUUUACGGGGUUCUGUCUGUGCUGGGAAGCGGCGAGAGCGACCCGGUUCUGGCGGACCUCCUAGCAGGAGCGGAGCAGUUUGAGCAGGCAGUGGAGGAGCAGCUCAGUCAGUCCAAACUCUGCCGCGGUCUUCCUCAGCCCUUUACUGCAUCACUGAUGAAGAUUCUGGCCGUCCGGCAAGCAGAAACCGUCGCCACACAUCUGGAACUGUGGAUCUCAGAGCAGAGCCGUGACGUUAGCAACUGGGUCGGUCCGGUUCCUGAAUGCAGCUGUGGCGUUCCCAGCAUCACCUGGGAACAGUUGUGGCAGAUGUACAGGACCUCAUCUCCCCUUCAGUUCCAGAAGCAAACCUUCCCUCAGGUUUCAUCUUUGUGUGAUAAGCCCCGCCCUCUCUUCAGCCUUCCCCCUCACCAUCAUCAUCAUCAGUGCAGCCAGUGUGGUCUCACUGAGCCCAGAAGCUCUGCAUCUGACCCAGAAGAACCAGCCAGUUCCCAGAAGUGGACCCGUCUUGCUGUCAGUGGCUCCCAUCAUGCCUCAGGCCCACGGCAGCAGAACCACCAGCUGGCCUCGGCCCGGUUACAGGGAGUUCUGUUCCAGAUGCAGCGGCUCAUCCAAAGAGCGCUCAGGACAUGGACGGAGCCAGAGCCGACUGGACCGAGGAGGGAAAGGCUGCAGAACCGGACGAUGCAGUUAGGAAGGCUGCAGGAUGUGAUCAGUCAUGGUUUACUUUGGUCUGUUUCAGGUCUGUUUCCAGAGGAGUUCAGAACCAUCCUGGAGGACUUCAGCCUGAACCUGUUGGUCCAAUCAGCACUGGCCCACUGGGACUCAGUUGUGUGCAGAGGUUUAGGUUCAGCCCUGAAGGAUAAAUGUCUCAGAACUGAGAGCAGCAGCUGUGCAGCAGAGGGAAGGACGACAUCCCAGACCAUGAGACACUUCCUCCAACUGCUCCCCCCUCUGCUGGCGUCUCUAGGCUGCUUUCUGUCCAUCUGCUCGGCGCCCGAAGCUUCUGGCCUCCUUCUGCCCAGCUGUGUUCUGCAGAGACACACCGCAGCUGCACUGUUAGCCUCGCUCCAAAUCUGCACGGUGUGGGUGGAGUCUAAAGCUCAGCAGUUUCUCUCCUCCUGGAGUCCAGAACGGUUCCUGCUGGUCUCACAGGGAGAUCUGCCGAUGUUAAUGGAUUCUGUGGAGCAGAUGAUGGAUCUCACAAAGUCCUUUCUGAGGAGCCUCGACUCGGAGCAUCAUCCCACUGCCAGGAGCCAUCAUCAGCGCCUCCUGAGGAACCAGCUGGACGCUCUGGAUGGGGCUGCAAAUGAGCUAAAGGACUUCUCCUCUCUGGUGCUGGAGAACUUCUCUACUGAUUGCAAGCGGAUGUCAGGGGAGAUCUUUGAACGCACCAUGCCUCCUGCAGUCCACUGGAGACCAGGCCAAAGGACAGGCCUCCCCAGCAGCCCCAGUGAAAACGCAUCACUGGCAGCUCAGGCUGUGAUUGGCCGAGUCCUGGAGGCGCCGCUGUCAGAAGACGCUCGUGUCGGAGCGCUCAGUGUCACCAUGACGGCUUUCAUGGAGGCCUGGAUGGAGCACAUCCUACGGCAGAAGAUCAAAUUCAGUGUCCAGGGGGCGCUGCAGCUAAAGGAGGACUUUGAUUCAAUCAGAGAGAUGAUCAAGUCUGACAAGUACGGCCUGUCGGCCGACCUCGUCCAGAGACUCCUCGCUCUCAGGUAGCCCCGCCCCUCUGUCCCCACUCUGCUUCAGCCUUUUAA